AAAGGCAGCCAGACAUUUUCUCAUUCUGGAACCACCAGACAGACAGGCCAGCUCUUCUUCAGAAUGGCAUUUUCUGGACUUCUGAGGAUCCUGCUGCUACUCAUCCUUGUCGUGAAUGUCGAAGCAUUUACUCUGAGUGACUUGUUCUUGCGCAAGAGAUGCCCCAAAGUCCAAGAGGAAUGUGAAUUCAAAGAAAGGGAUAUAUGUAAGAAGGACAAAAACUGUCCAGGCAACAUGAAGUGCUGCGUCUUUGGCUGCGGAAAAAAAUGUCUAGACCUCAAAGAAGACAUAUGCAGUUUGCCGAAAGAUACUGGGCCCUGCUUAGCUUUGUUUCCUCGCUGGUGGUAUGAUAAGAAAAAUGACACCUGUUACAACUUUGACUACGGUGGCUGCCAGGGGAACAAUAACAACUUCCAAUCCAAAGACCUGUGCCUGAGCGUGUGCUCCAAGAAACGUGAGUCCCAAGGGCCCCAAUCUUUCAUCUUCGCCAAGGGCCACAGGGGAGGUCUGGGUGUUGGCUGGUCUAAUCUGGGAAGGCUACUUUCUUGGUGGACCAGGUGCAGACAGAACCAGCUCCAAUCAGGAGGUGAGAAUACAUCUCACAGAGGGUUGGUUGGACAGUGGCUUCCUGCAAACUGAGGUUGGGAAGGGACAUGGUCAUGAAUCAAAGCUGGCCAGCAUGAGGGGUGGAGCGAGGAUGCAGAUGUGGUGAAAUCUCAGGGACCCAACUUCAGAGAGCUCACAGGACAUCCGCCCUUGCAUUGGACAUGUUGGCUGACCACCCCAGGCCUUUAAUUUCC
This is a messenger RNA of Phyllostomus discolor (pale spear-nosed bat), 800 nucleotides long. RefSeq names its product eppin-like. Gene Ontology annotation, cellular component: extracellular region. The transcript has 3 exons. Lineage: Eukaryota; Metazoa; Chordata; Mammalia; Chiroptera; Phyllostomidae. The record is from RefSeq and is a predicted model, not a curated record. Gene Ontology annotation, biological process: negative regulation of peptidase activity. Gene Ontology annotation, molecular function: serine-type endopeptidase inhibitor activity. Bases 64 to 639 code for a protein of 191 amino acids.